Messenger RNA from Hemibagrus wyckioides, 3059 nucleotides. RefSeq names its product coiled-coil domain containing 149a (gene ccdc149a). The record is from RefSeq and is a predicted model, not a curated record. The coding region runs from base 68 to 1912 and encodes 614 amino acids. NCBI's taxonomy places the organism in Eukaryota, Metazoa, Chordata, Actinopteri, Siluriformes, Bagridae. The transcript has 13 exons.
AAAUAACGGCGAGAAGGCGGAACUACCCCCCAAAAAAUAGCGUAAGGUGGGUUUUCGGUGUUGCUGCAUGAUGCUGGCUAGUAGAUCGAAUGAAGGAUGCAUUAAUCAGCUGAAGGUAAAUGCUGCCACAAUGAACUCUUCUACAAGAAGUGAAAGUGACUGGCAAGGACUAGUGAGCGAGUUUUUGAUAUGCAAGCGUAAGCUGGAGAGUAAAAAGGAGGCUCUGCUGAUUCUGUCUAAAGAGUUGGACACAUGCCAGCAGGAGAGAGACCAGUACAAGCUGAUGGCCAAUCAGCUGCGUGAGAGACAUCAGGGCCUGAAGAAAAAAUACAGAGAACUUAUUGAUGGAGAUCCUACAUUGCCACCAGAGAAGCGCAACCAGGUAAAUUUGGCACAGCUGUUGAGGGAUUCACGGGACAGGAAUAAGCAGUUAGCAGAGGAAGUGAAGGAGCUGACUCAGAGACUAACUGAGGCUCAGGGUGACAACAAGCUUUUAAGAAUGACAAUCACAAAACAGAGGCUUGGGGAUGAUGAAGUUGGCGUUAGGCACUUCCCAGCCCACGAGCGUGAGGAUCUGGUCAGGCAGCUGGAGGAAGCUGGAUUGCAGAGAGAAGAACUGGAGAACUGCCUGAAGGCAGUGAGUGAUGAAUUGGAGGAUGUGAAGGCAGAAAGGACUGUAUACAAGGAGAAAGCUGAUCGCCUCAACCUUGAGCUCAACCAUGUAUUGGGUGGUGGAGGCAAACGCAUUGUGGAUGUGGAUGCUCUUUGCAUGGAGAACAGGUAUUUGCAUGAGAGGCUGAAACAAGUUCAAGAAGAAGUCAGUCUGCUGAAAACAAACAUAAUGAAAUACAAGAAUGCCCUGGACCGAAGAAAGAACUCUAAAACAACUGGAAAAUCUAAUACUAGUGCACUUACUGGUGUGCUCUCUGCCAAACAGGUGCAAGAUUUAUUGUCGGAGGAUAAUGGAUGUGGUCUUCCAGUCACGCCUCAGUCUCUCUCUGACCUGAAGUCUCUGGCCAUGGCUCUGCUGGAAACUAUUCAUGAAAAGAACAUGGUUAUUCAGCACCAACGCCAGACUAACAGGAUUUUAGGGAACCGUGUUGCUGAGCUUGAGAAGAAAUUGAAGACUCUGGAGGUAUCUGGGCUUUGGAGUUUACCAGGUCUGACCUACAGCAUAUCAGUGGGAUUAGGGACAGGAGGUAAAGAUGACAUUAUUUUGACUGAGAGUCAGCGUGCCACGCCUCCCUCCUCUCUUGCCCUUCCCUUACAGCCUGUGCCCAGUGAACGGCUGACUGAUUCACAGCCCCCUGCAGAUGACAGGACAGGAAGUGGAGGGUUUUUGCCAUGGGAACUGGACACAGCUGGCGAUGACAGCUUCCUGAACGUGUGGCCUCACUCCCGCCCCAAUCCAGACGGAGGUGGAGACGAGGUGGAGACACCUGUCACCUCUGAGCAAAGGGAGGAGACUUGCGGGCUGGAAAUCAUGCAGCAGGCAGAGCAGCGGCUGUGUGAUGAAGAAGUGGAGCCAGUCGCAGAGAUGCAGCCAAUCACAAAGCAGCAUCCUGUUGUCGAGGAGGGGGAAGUUGUAGAGGUGGACAGCAGCUUGAAUGUGGAGGAAGGUGAAGAUGCUGCAAUGGCACUGGCUUCUCCAGCAUCCGACAGCUCUGAUUAUUCUCCACAUCUCAGUUCAAGGCGCAUCUGUGACCAAAGCCAGCAUGAAGACUUUAUGUGUCAUGAUUUUAGACAGAUUUUAAGUGUAGCUACCGACCCUGAAGAUGUGUUGGAAGGGAACUUCUCAAGUCUUGCCUAUGUUUCCAAAGAGCCUACCACGGCUUCAUCUCGCACACCAAAGUGGGAACUGGACUACCAAUCAGGAGAGACGGAUAGCUGUCACAGUGAAAGUGUGGCUUAAAUAUUGACCAAAUUUCAUUUUAUGAGAUUUCAUUUUAUAACAGAAUGAAAUCUCUAAAGCAAAAGUUUUUCAGUUCUUCUUUGCUGCCCUGAAUGUUUCAUGGUUUCCAUAAAAAGGCCUUAAUAUUUAGUCAAUGACCUCGAUCAGACAUUGUAGAUAAGAACAAAUAUAAAAUAUGAAACAUGCAGGGCCCAGCUAAAUAUGAAGUAAAGUGUGUAUACUUCACACCCAUAUCUCAAAAUAUUCCAGGAAUAUUCCUGCAGCCUAAAAACCAGUGCAUGCUGUAGUGAUUUUUGAGUUUUGCUUUAGUUCUACUCGUCUUUUUCUGUUGAAUUACAGUGGGUACAUUUACGAAUCCUGAGUAUAAAUUAAGUAUAAUUUAAGUUUAUCAUUAGCAACAAUGGGAUAAGUUGUGUGCUCACUCUGAACUUUAUUUAAAUGUACAUGUGUCACAGACUGCAUCCUGUACUGUACAUAUAUCACACCAGUCUAGAGUCUAGACUAAGAUGUCAAUGAACAACUCAAUAUCUUACAUGUGUUUACACUUUAUGUCAGUUUAGUAUUGUGGUUAAAGGGUCUUGAAACAAGUCUAAGAAACUCUUUCAGCACUGAUUGUCAUUAUUUUUCUUGCUUUUGUUACAGUAUCCUACAUCCUGUUACAGUAUACAGUUGUCCUGAUUGCUGAUACCAUAUAGUUUCUACAUUCUUUACUUUCUUUACUACCAUUCGUUUUGGAGAAAAGGUCAGGCAAGUCUUUGUGUGUAUCAUACAAAUGAUGUAGCUGUCAAAGAACCACACACACACAGAUCUUGCACAAAUUACAUUUGAAUCACAAAUGAUUCAUAAAACUUGUCAAAUUGUUUCCAAUCAUAAUGGUAUUGCUGUUUACAGAACUAAUUAUACACUAAUUUAUACGUUUACAAAUGUAGAUUGUGGCUGCACUCUGCUUUUUUGCUGCAUGUGCCUUAUGCAAAAUGAACUGUGCUUUUCUGGCAGGAGAGACGAGUCAUGGUAAUGGGAUGAUAUGUAGGGUUUCUUUUCUUUUUUUAGUCUCUUGGCAUUACGUUCAUGUCAAAAUAUCUUGUAUACUCUGAUGUGGUAUACCUGUUUAAUUAAAUAUCAAUAUAUAUUUUCUCAAAAUGUCAAA